Molecule: messenger RNA, 3169 nt
Organism: Notolabrus celidotus (New Zealand spotty)
Lineage: Eukaryota; Metazoa; Chordata; Actinopteri; Labriformes; Labridae
Product: 1-phosphatidylinositol 4,5-bisphosphate phosphodiesterase delta-1-like
Exons: 15
Coding region: 283-2577 (764 amino acids)
Biological process (GO): lipid metabolic process; phosphatidylinositol-mediated signaling
Molecular function (GO): calcium ion binding; phosphatidylinositol-4,5-bisphosphate phospholipase C activity
Source: RefSeq, a predicted model, not a curated record
CAUCAGCAGUGCAGCUUGCAUGGCAGGCUUGUCAAACCGGUGUUAGAGCCUACAGGGGAGCUGACACAGAUCACACCGCCAGGAGAAACCCACCUGUGUCGCCGCCUUUCGGUGUGUAGCUCCUCACAAUAGUUUUCCAACAAUCCCAUACUCAACUCUUUGAAUAUUUUGCGCACAUGGAAAGCAGCCGCAACUUUAGGUGAAACGGUGCAUAAAGUAAAACAAGGACAGAGAAGAUCUGGCGGCGUGAAGACGAAGAUAUCUCACCUUUAAAAAGAAAGGAUGGAAACGAACGGGAUCGCUAAAGAAACAGGUAUUGAGAGCAGUCGGGACCUCCAGUUCCUCCUGCAGGGGGGAGACCUCCUGAAGGUCCGCUCCUCAUCCUGGAAGAAGACCCGCUACUACAAACUCCAGGAGGACUGUAAGACCAUGUGGCAUGAGUCCAAGAAAACCUUCAGGAGGAAGCAUACCUGUGAGUGCUUUCCCAGCAUCCCACCCACAUUUUCCCUCGAUGACAUCUCGGCGGUGCGACUGGGCCGUCAGUCUGAGGGCCUGAGGAAGAACACAGAGGAGCAGGUGGAGGGCCGCUGCUUCUCUAUCAUGUUCAAAGGGCGCCGCAAGAAUCUGGACCUGAUUGCCAGCUCUGAGGAGGAGGCCAGGCAGUGGGUCAACAGUCUGGAGAAAAUGUUGUCCAGCCUCAGCAACCUCAGCCGGCAGCAGAAGACGGAACAUUGGAUCUACAGCUGCAUGAGGAAGGCAGACAAGAACGAAGAUGACAAGCUGAGUGAGUCAGAGCUCAAGAAUUUCCUGCGUCUGAUCAACGUCGAGGUGGAUGACGACUACGCAGAGGAGCUCUUCAAGGAAUGUGACACAUCAAAAACUGGAUACCUGUCUGGAAAGGAGAUUGAACAUUUUUACGAACUGCUGACCCAUCGGGAGGAGAUCGACGUGAUCUACCAGGAGUACGCUAAAACGAAAGGCUUCAUGAGUCCUGACAACCUGGUGGACUUCCUGAUGAAGGAGCAGAGAGAGAAAGCACCGCUGGCUGACGCACACAGCAUCAUCGAGAAGUACGAGCCCGAUGAAAAUGCCAAGCAGAACAAGUUGCUGUCCAAAGAUGGCUUCCUCAUGUACCUGCACCAUCCAGAAGCCCUGGUGCUCAAUCCGGAUCACAGAGAGGUAUACCAGGACAUGAGCCAGCCCCUCAGCCAUUACUUCAUCUCCUCCUCACACAACACUUACCUGAUGGAGGAUCAGCUGAAAGGGCCCAGCAGCACAGAGGCGUACAUCAGGGCUCUGCUGAAGGGCUGUCGCUGCGUGGAGCUCGACUGCUGGGAUGGGUCAGACGAUGAGCCAGUGAUCUACCACGGUUACACGCUCACCUCCCAGGUCCUCUUCAAAGACGUCAUAAAAGCAAUCAAGGAGUACGCUUUUAAGACAUCAGAUUAUCCAGUGAUCCUCUCCUUGGAGAACCACUGCAGUGUGGAGCAGCAGGAAGUCAUGGCCCAGCACAUGAGCUCCAUCCUGGGCAGCGCACUCAUCACCUCCCCCCUGGAUGACAGCAUGCCCACAGAGUUCCCAUCUCCUGAGGAGCUGAGGGGGAAGUUCCUGAUCAAGGGUAAAAGGUUAAACAAACUGGAGGCCACAUUUGCUCCUGAGGCAGCAGCAGCCGAUGACACAGACGUGACAGAGGAGGAAGAGUCCAACGAUGAAGAGAAGGAGGAGGAGGAAGAGGAGAAAAGUCAGAUGAAAAAGAAGCUGAAACUGGCCAAAUCCCUGUCUGACAUGGUGAUCUACUGUAAGAGCGUCCACUUCCACGGCUUCGAAGACGCAAGGAACAACCUGAGCUUUUACGAGAUGUCGUCUUUCAAGGAGGGGAAGGCAAUGGGGCUGGCAGAGGAGUCGGCUAAUGCCUACAUCCAUCAUAAUGUGGAGAAACUGAGUCGCAUCUAUCCAGCCGGCUCCAGGACCGACUCCUCAAACUACAACCCUGUGCCCCUGUGGAACGCUGGUUGCCAGAUGGUGGCCUUAAACUUCCAGACAAGCUGUUCAGACAUGGAUGUAAACCAGGGCAGAUUCCUGGUUAACGGAAAGAGCGGCUACGUCCUGAAACCAGCCUACAUGAGGGACGUAAACACAGAGUUCGACCCCAUCACCCUGACCCGAGGGGACUGGCUGAGGCACAAGACGCUACAUAUCAUGAUCAUAUCGGCCCAGCAGCUUCCCAAAGUGAACAAGAAGAAGUCCUCCAUCGUGGACCCGCUGGUUAAAGUGGAGGUGUUGGGAGUGCCGGCUGAUGUUGCAGAGAAAGAGACUAACCCUAUUGACAACAACGGUUUUAAUCCAGCAUGGAACGAAAACUUCCAGUUUGACGUGUAUGUGCCAGACCUCGCUCUCGUGCGCUUCAAGGUUGAAGACCACGACUCCACGUCCGGUAAUGAGUUCAUUGGACAGUUCACGCUGCCGUUCAACAGCUUAAAGAUGGGAUACAGACAUGUUCCUCUGCUCAACAAGAACGGAGACCUGCUCCCCUCAGCUGGACUCUUUGUACACAUCAUGGUCAUCGAUGCUGUGUAAGACAUCCCUGACUGUCAUGAGUCUCUACAGGAAACAAGGACCUCCCUUACACAGCCAUGUUAAAGCUGGUUUUAUCUGCUUUUUGUACUCCUUUUUGAGCUUCUAUUUUUUAGCGUUAGUUGAUGAUUAACUUAUUGGCUUCACCUCAGUAGUUUGAGGAGCUACUCUAAAACUUUCUUCUCAAGGCACAUAGUCUGAAGAAAUGAAAGAUCUCCAUCUGCAGCUGGAAAUGAAAUGCAUUAGGUGAGUGUAUGCAUGUUAGUACUGCGCAUGUCGUACUUUUUAAUGCUCAGAACUAACUGUAUGAAUUUGUAAGUGUUGCUGAAGUGUAACAACAUGUUCAGCUUGCGAUGGCAUUCAUUCUUCAACAUGGGUCCCUCAUUUCUAGUCAGUUCAUGUUUGUAUAUUUAAAUCUUUUGAUCCAAAUAACCGUUUUCAGAAUCUCGUAGAAACAGAAGCCAACUGAAGAAUAAUGUGCUCUGUCUUCAUCACCAGUUUAGUCAAUGAAUAUGAUUAUUUUUUAUGUGACAUCAUCACGAUUACUUCUUACCUUUUUGUAAAUCAAGAUGAAGAUAAAAGUGUAAAACAUGAA